Arctia plantaginis is the source of this 234-nucleotide messenger RNA. Lineage: Eukaryota; Metazoa; Arthropoda; Insecta; Lepidoptera; Erebidae. The record is from the annotation of a GenBank genome assembly.
AUGUGUUUAAUUAAAGUAAUAAGAGGAGUCCACAUAGAAGCCGCUCAUAUCGUCAAGAGAAGGAGUAUAGACCAGCCCCUUAGAAUUAGCAUAGUUUAUGAUCAUUCAGUAUAUAGAUUAGAGGAGGAGAAAUUCGAUAUGAUCAAUAACACGAUACUACCAGAAGCUGUUAAAUUCUGGGAGCAAGCGUUGAAGGUUCGGAAAACUGGUGGUCCUAUCAGGUUGAAUAGGUAA